Molecule: messenger RNA, 402 nt
Organism: Tetrahymena thermophila SB210
Lineage: Eukaryota; Ciliophora; Oligohymenophorea; Hymenostomatida; Tetrahymenidae
Product: transmembrane protein, putative
Exons: 1
Source: RefSeq, a predicted model, not a curated record
AUGAGAAUCUGUGCUUUUAUUUUAAUAGCUUUUGUUGCAAUUACUGCUGCCUAAUAUGAUACUCUUACUUAAGAUCAAAUAAAUAAAAUAGAUGGUUGUAUGGUUAAUGUUGACCCUGCAUGCUAAAUUUACACUGAAGAUUGUUAUAGUGAAUUAUUAUAAGCUGAUUAAUGCUUUGAUUAAUGUAGUGAAACAGACAUCCAUAAUAUGACUGUAUGUACAUAAGAUUGUAAAUCAAAUUAUAAUGAUGUCUAAGUUCACAUAAAAUAAAAGACUGCUUGUAUGAACUUUUUAGAAAAAAAUCCUACUAAUAAUAAUGAAAAUAAAAUUCCUAGUAUGAGUACUGGAAUUAACAUUCUUGCUUUUACUGUCAUAGCUUCAGUUCUCUCUCUAUUUUUAUGA